This is a messenger RNA of Sapajus apella (tufted capuchin), 947 nucleotides long. It is a transcript of the gene MRPS15, whose product is annotated as mitochondrial ribosomal protein S15. Gene Ontology annotation, biological process: translation. Gene Ontology annotation, molecular function: structural constituent of ribosome. NCBI's taxonomy places the organism in Eukaryota, Metazoa, Chordata, Mammalia, Primates, Cebidae. The coding region runs from base 160 to 930 and encodes 256 amino acids. Gene Ontology annotation, cellular component: ribosome. The record is from RefSeq and is a predicted model, not a curated record. The transcript has 8 exons.
CCGCCCACCAAUCCAUUCUCUCGGUCUUCAUCUACUCCGGUAUCUCAACUGCCUCGAUUGGUCGAGCCUGGGCCAGCAUGGCGGCGCCCAUGUAACCCGGUCUGUGCCGCAAAGGGAACUGCGGUCGCGGCGCGGGCCCCGCGGGGGUUAGAGGUCACCAUGCUAAGGGCCGCGUGGAGGGUGCUGAGUUUGAUUCGGACUCAGGCAGUCACCCAGGUCCCAGGCCCCGGGCUGCCGGGCGGUGGGAGCGCCAGGUUUCCUUCCAACCAGUGGGGCCUGCAGCCUCGAAGUCUCCUCCAGGCCACGCGCAGAUAUGUCAUCCAGAAACCAGUCCAGCCCAGGCAAGAUGAUGACCCACCUCCUUCUACGCUGCUCCAAGACUACCAGAAUGUCCCUGGAAUUGAGAAGGUUGAUGAUGUUGUGAAAAGACUCUUGUCUUUGGAAAUGGCCAAAAAGAAGGAGAAGCUAAAAGUCAUACAAGAACAGUUGAUGAAAAAGAUUGUUGAAAACCCUGAGGACACCAGAUCCCUGGAGGCUCGAAUUGUUGCCUUGACCAUCAAGAUCCGCAGUUAUGAAGAACACAUGCAGAAACAUCGAAAGGACAAAGCCCACAAACGCUAUCUGCUGAUGAGCAUCGACCAGAGAAAAAAGAUGCUCAAAAACCUCCGUAACACCAACUAUGAUGUCUAUGAGAAAAUAUGCAAGGAGCUGGGGAUUGAGUACACCUUCCCACCUCUGUAUUACCGAAGAGCCCACCGCCGAUUCGUGACCAAGAAGGCUCUGUGCAUUCGGGUUUUCCAGGAGACUCAAAAGCUGAAGAAGCAAAAAAGAGCUUUAAAGGCUGCAGCAGCAGCCCAAAAACAAGCAAAGCAAAGGAAACCAGACAGCCCUGCCAAAGCCGAACCAGAGAUACUCGGAGACAACCAAUAAAUUCUGUUCAAUCAUUG